Messenger RNA from Linum trigynum, 10609 nucleotides. The record is from the annotation of a GenBank genome assembly. NCBI's taxonomy places the organism in Eukaryota, Viridiplantae, Streptophyta, Magnoliopsida, Malpighiales, Linaceae.
CAAAAGUAUUCAUGAAGGUAAUUUUACUGAAAUAUAACGACAUAUAAUGAAUUUUCGGAGAAGAUAAAAAUAAUGGAUUUCAGGAAGUACGUAAGUGCAGCUACAACUGGAAUCAUUGGAAAUGGUUGUUGAACUAGGAGUCCCCUCCACUGUUUCUAUUUGUAGUUCAAUUAGGCAAAGUAACAAUGGCUAUUAAGCUAUAGACAAUGCUAGCUAUGAUUCUUUUAUCUUGCAUAUAUAUGGUCAGUUAGACAAGGUCUAAUAUAAAUUUAACUGUUAGCUCAAGCCAUAAAAGAUGCUUUUCAAUUGACCAAACUCAACAGCUUUUCAGAAAUCUUCUGUGAUAUACACAAGAUGGAAGGUAAAGAAAUGGAUGUUUUUACUGCAUGGGGAAUGGUCAUUAUGCCUGUUGGUUGAUUGAAACAAUUUCUUCUGGCAAAUCAGGAUAUGAAGGGUUGUUCAAAUCCCACCAUGGAGCCACUGUGAACCCUUCAAUUUGUUAUUAUGGAUGGAAGUAAAUGAAAAGAUUUUUGUAGUAUGGGAGCAGAAGAUAGAGAAAAGUGGAUCAUUCAUAAGCUAAAGGAGCAGAAGAAAGAGGAAACUGAUUAUGUAAUGAUGAAUGAAUGGUUUUCUAUUCAGUACACAUACACAGGUAAACUUCUGUCAUCCAUCUCAUAAAGCUAAAUCAGCUCUACGAAAGUGAGGACAAAAGUCAUCUACAUGUUGCAAUUACUCCUAUCCUUCCUAAUUUCUAUUCAAAAUUGUCAUUGAACAACUCUCUUCUUAUGAUCUGCUCAAGCAAGAGGCGACAUGAGUAAAUGUCUCUUCACUGCAGGGGAUUGUCAAGCCACCCAUUGGAUGAUCAAAGCCAAACUCCUCUUCAGCCAUGCUCAGCAAAUCUUGAAAUGAAGGCUGACUUAAGUAGGACACAGGAACUACAAAUCGCUUCUUCUGGGACUCUGCACCAACAUACACCGCUAGGAAUCCUUUAGGCACAUCUUGAAACCUUGAAGUUGAUUUGUUUGAGCCUGAUCCGGAUCGUCGAAGAAUUUGCUUAGCAAGAUUACCAGGUAAGCCGAUAGCCAUAAUCUCGUGUAAAACAAAAAUGAGAAAUGUAGGGAAAGAUUUUUUAGAUGAAAACUUUAAUACUUGCUUUGGUGGUUUUGAAGCAAGGUCAUGAGGACCUAUAUAUAGAUAGGAUUUAGGAGGGUUCUUCCUACUCCAUAAUUUGGAGCUUGACCACUUAGAGAUGAGACACAGUUUUGAUGAGGCAGCACAUGGUCCUGUUAGCAAAUUGUGGAUACCUAGAGGGUAGAGGAGGGUACAUGCCCUACAGCUUUUAAUGUAAAUGGCAGCACCACCAGCCUUCACAAGGUUCUGUCGGGAAAAAUUUCUUCCUUUUUUCUCAUUUCCGGUGAGUCCUUGUUGUCCUUAUAGACUUGGCUGUCCUUUUAGUUUGUGGAGUUCAUCAAGCUCUUUAUCUCUCAUAGCUUCGGUCUCAUAAGGACAAAGGCACAUGAUUUCCAGUGAGCGGCGAGGGCAUCAUUUUUCUUGAUGUCUUAAAUCUUGAGGGGUUGCCUUGGCAAAUGAUUUGUCCUCUGUAAUUUGGUGGGACACUAUCUUCUGUCAGUAUACAUGCAUUAUAAAUAACUAUAAACCACUCCAAGUCCUAGAUUGAUAGUUGAAUUAGAAGAGCCAUGUGAUCUUCUUGAAGCAGCCAAUAUUCACCUUUCAUCCUUAAGCUCCAGAUUUUGUACUGUUCUCCUAACCUAUACAAUACAUGCAGGAACCUUUGCAACGGGAAUCAAGGAUAAGUGGAUUUUCUUCUUACUGCGGCACCCAAAAUUUCUGCCAUGUCCAAAUCUUCAUGCUUCAAUCUGGCAUGUAUCUUCCAUUCGAAAUGGUAGAGAAAAUGACGGAGCAUAAGUUUCACAAUAGCCACCACCAAUGACAGUCCAGGACUCUCCUUCCAGCAUUGAGUGGGUUGAACUUGAAAUCAGUCCCUUUGUAGUAGACUGAAGACACCUUUCAGGGUAGAAUUUCUCCGUGUUCUUUCCUGUGACGAGGAUCCCUUCCGAUAGUCGAAGCAUUGAUGGUGGUUCUAGCUUUCUCUGGAAUAUCAUAGUAAUCAAUUUGAAGCCUCACUGUGCCUUCUCUUGGAAGGAGUAAAGGAAAUGGUGGGUGCAUUCUCAGGCUUUCUUCGAUAACUGAGUCCAGGUACUUCAAUUCGUGAAGUCCAUCUUCAUUAACAUCACCUUGACUACGGAACAAGUGUUGCACUUCUUCUUGUGCUUUCUGCAUAACUCUUGGGUUUUUCAUCUGACAUGGUCCAUUUCAUCGUUGCUAAUGUCUCAGUACCAGCAAGAAACAUUUCAUAGGAGAAAAAAAUUGAAGUAAGAAUAACGAUAACAAUAACAAACAACAUCAUCAUAAAAAUAAUGGAACAUGAAUUACAGGAUAUGAAAAAUCUGAUAGCGGACUGUCUGAAUUGGUAUAGUGCUUACUACUUAGUUCCUUUAUGUAAUGUGCUUUUCUUGGCCAUCAUGCAUGAUCUCUUAUAAUUAAAGCAGUGAUAGUGAUAUCGUGCUGGAUUAGCCACUUUUACUGCUCGAACCCUGUAUUGGUAACCAAUUCGUUAUGGCUUUGUCACAUUUUGAUCACUGUUUUUGCAUGAUUUUGUCAUAAUACAUGUAUUAGACAUGUAAAAAUACAAGCAGGGAAUGGUCAGUUUGCCUGUUGGUUGAUUUAAAAUAAAAAUUUCUUGUGCAUGAUAUGAAGAGUUGUUCAAACACCACGGCGGAGCAACAAACCCUCAUUUUGUUAUUGUGGACUGAAACAAAUGGAAUUUUGGAGUCUGGGAGCAGAAGCAAGAGGAUAGUGGAUCGUAUGAUGUGAAAUCAGGAAUUUCCAUUUCGAUAUAUACAGGUAACAUUUAGUCAUUCAUCUUAUAAAUCUUUGUCAGGUUUCAAGACAGUAUAAAGCCAUCUACAUGGAACAAGAACUCUACUUCUGAAUUACUUUACAAAAUUAUGUUUAGAUCCUAUAUUCUUAUGAUCUGCACAAGCUAGAGGUGACACCAGUAAACGUCUCUUCGCUGCAGGGAAUUGUCAAGCCACCCAUCGGAUGAUCAAAGCCGAAUUCCUCUUCAGCCAUGCUUAACAAAUCCUGAAAUGAAGGCUGACUUAAGUAGGACACUGGAACUACAAAUCUCUUCCUCUGGCUUUCCCCAACAUACACUGCUAGGAAACCUUUUGGCACGUCCGGGAAUCUUGAAGUUGAUUUGUUUGAGCCAGAUCCUGACCGACGAAGAAUCUGCUUAGCAAGAUUUCCAGGUAAGCCAAUAGCCAUGAUGAUUGUUUGUUGAACGAAGGUGGUGUUAGGAAUCUGAAGAGAAGAGAAAGAUUUCAGUUUCAGAUGAGUCUUUGAACUCUUGUUUUGUGAUAGUUCUGAAGCAAGUUCACAAGGACCCUUAUAUAGAUAGUGGUGUUCUUCCUUCCCAAUCUGGUUCCUGGGCCUAAAAACCCAGUUGAGACAUAGUUCGUGAGGCAUCACAUGGCAUUGUCUUCUAAUGGUGGAACAAAUUGUAAGGACAGAGAAGAGGGUACGUGCCCUACAAGUAUGAUGAAUAUGCUAAUGGAUCACCACAUAUACAUUGGGACAGGGCAUUCACAUAUUAAUUAUGAAGUUAUAGUAAAGCUAGUUGUCCAUUUCUGUUGCAGACAUGUUUCAGACAAGUUUUGAUAGAUUGAUGUCUGUAUCUAACAACCCAGAGGGAAGAUGAAGUUAAGACGUGUGGUGGUUGCCGCAUCGAUUUUGGUAGAAGGGGAAUUUCUCUUCAAUCUGGCCGAAGGGGUACGGGUAAGGUAAUCUAGAACCUGAUCACUGCAUUUUAGGAUCUAUGGGAGUAAAACCCAUGUAAAACCUAAAUACACAAAUUUCAUAUGAUGUUUCCCUUUUCAUCUUGUAAAACCUAUGUGUAUGAGUAUCUAAUAUAAAGUUUCCAGGUCAUUUUUUUCAACAACACAUAAGUAAUAUCAUUAAAAUGAAAAAAAUGGAAGCAAGUUCCUUUCUGUGACAAUGUGAUGAGUUAUGGGAGUUAGUACCGGAUUUGUCUUGUACAAGUAAACCCUGCUUUAUAGCAUUUUUUAUUCGUUAGUUCUCUUCUUCCCUUUGAUUGCAUCAUGAAUAUGCCCAAGCCUGUGGCAAUGGCUACAUCUCUAUACCAUUCAGAAAUAAGCAAAACUAUUCAUGAUAACAAUAGGUAAAAUAAUAAUUGGUAGCUAUUGUACAUUCGUAAAAUUACCGGAAUAAAAUUUGAAUUUGGAGUUUAUGGCAAGAUAAAUUUUAUAGAUUUGUGGAAGUACAUAAGUGUGGUUUGCCUAUAUGGAAUAGAUUGGAGUCCGCUCUUGAACUCGGCAGUUUUGUCCACUGUUUCUGUGUAGUCGUUUAGGAGAUGUAACAACUAACAAUGAUUGUGUGGAGAGGUUUUUGAUUCAUGGAACUGUUAUAAAGGUUGUGAAGUUCAGUUCGGAUGCUAGCUAUCUUUGAUAAUUAUUUUCCUUGCGCAUAUAUGUUGACUAUUAGACAAUGCUGGGAUUCUUUUUAAUUACGAGAGAAGAAAGAGGAAACUGAUCAUAUGAUGUGAAAAUCAAAGCUUCUCUAUUUAACAUAUACACAGGUAAAAAAUCAGCCAUUCGUCUCAUAAUGCUUUAUCAGCUUUAAAGAGAGUAGAGAUAUCAUCUACAUGGAGCAAUUACUCCCUGCACUUCUAAAUUCCUAUACAAAAUUGUCCUUAUUUCCUCUCUUAUGAUCUGCUCAAGCUGGAGGUAACGUAAGUAAAUGUAUCUUCACUGCAGGGGAUUGUCAAGCCACCCAUUGGAUGAUCAAAACCGAAUUCCUCUUCAGCCAUGCUCAACAAAUCCUGAAACAUAGGCUGGCUCAAGUAGGAUACUGGAACUAUAAACCGCUUCUUCUGUGUCUCCCCAACAUACACUGCUAGGAAACCUUUAGGCACAUCUGGAAACCUUGAAGUCACUUUGUUUGAACCAGAUCCUGACCGACGAAGAAUUUGCUUAGCAAGAUUUCCUGGUAAGCCAAUGGCCAUGAUGUUAUUCUUUUAACUAAAUUUGGUGUUGAAUUGAAAGGAUUUUUUAAGAUAAGAAACUGAGAACUUGUUUUUCUGUUGGUUCCGAAGUUUGUUCAUGAUGAUCUAUAUAUAGAUAGAGGGGUUCUUGCUUAUCCUCCGCAGUUUGGAGAGUAGGCCUGAAACCCAGUUGGGCAAUAGCUCAUGAGUCGUCACAUGGCCUUGUCUUCCUGUGGGAACAAUUUUUAGGGCCUGAGAUGGUGCGUACCCUACAAGUUUGAGGGGUAGGCUACUGGAUGAUCACUCAUCCUUAAUAAUAGGAUUUACAUAUAAGAAAAUGAAGGUUGAGCUGUCACAUGAGCCUGUCUUCCAAUCAGAUCACAAGUUGUAGGGACUGAAUGCAUGUCCUUCAGUUUGAUGGAUAGGCCGGUGAACGAUCAGAAUAGAACACUUGAUAUAGGACUUUCAUAUUAUUAAUAAUGAAGUUGUUAUGGUUCAUCUAGUUGUCCAUAACUGUAAGCGACAAGGUUAGAUGCAUGUAAUGAAGUUUUGUUUUGAAGUGAUUUCAGUUCUUAGAAGGCGGAUGGAACAUGAGGCAAGACCUGGCGGUUGUGGCAUCCAGCGUAGCAGAGAAGGAGUGGCUAAAGGUGAAAACAUAUUACAUUAACAUCUCCGUGUAGAAUUCAUUCCGAGUUUCAAGUUAAUGGUAGUAUUUAUGCGAGUGGGUCACCAAGAAAGUGUGCUAUCACCAAAUCUUGAAAGAAAAUAUCAUGACGUGUUCCAUGCAAUGGAGUUUCUUGUUGCUGGUAAUAUGUUACCCUGGUUUAUUCUCUAGGUCUCUUGCUUCCCUCUAUUGGUAUCAUGCACUGGGUUAGCCCUGAGCAAAUGCUUAUAUCUGUAUGCCAUUAAAUUGUAAGCAAAGGUUUCAGAAGGUAAAAAUGGAUAAGAGUUAUUUUUUUCUCUCUCUCCAAAUAACAGAUUGAGACUGGUAUCUUGGGAAGGACAAAUAUUGGAUUUGGGUAAAGUAUGUAAGUGCAAUUUUGCUGUAUGCAGUGACUAGAAUGGUACUGCUCAAUAGGUGAGGUAGCACUACCAGAAUAUAGGAUGUUGGUUCACAAAAGUGUUAAAGAUCUGCAUGGUUACGUUUAGAUUCAAGCUAACAUUCCCCCCUUACAUUUGGUUUUUGUACAGCUUUUGGGCGGUUCUUGAAAAUGCACUCCUUAUCAGUCACAGUGAGGUGACUUGUGUUUUAUCAAAACUAUAAUCUGGGUGUCUGAAUAACUAAGCAAGUUCAAUGUUUUCGUUACAAAUUGGAACUCAUUUCCACAGAUAAGCAGAGGAAGUGAAGGAGUACAGAAGAAACAGGAAACUCAUUAUGCGAUGAGAAACCAACGCCGUUCUGUUCAAUACAAAUAUACAGGUAAACUGCUGUCAUUCAUCUCAUAAAUCUAUAUCAGCUCUGGAGGUGAGGAUGGAUCUACAUGUUGCAAUUACAACUAUCCUUCCUUGUUCCCAUUCAAAAUUGUCUUUUAACUGCUCUCUUUUUCUUAUGACCAGCUCAAGCAAGAGGUAAGUAACAUGAGGAAAUGCCUCUUUGCCGCAGGGGAUUGGCAAGCCAGCCAGCCAGCCAACCCAUCGGAUGAUGAAAGCCAAACUCUUCUUCAGCCAUAUUCAAUACUUGAAAUGAAGGCCGACUUAAGUAGGACACUGGAACAUGAUCAUGUCUACAAUAUUCCUCCUCCAGCCGACUGUACAGAGGACCCACUGCACCUUGUCUGCUCUGCUAUGCAUUACAAUAAAAGAAAAGACAAGAUUGCGAGUUGCGACUCCAAAAAUAUCAGAACUUUAAUGCAAUGAUAAGAUGGGACGUAUCACCACAAACACAAGCAGAGUAAAGAAAAUAAGCUAGCUGAAGUUGUGAAGAUCUCAAAAAUAUUCAAGCCAUGGAUCAUCGAUUAAUGGCUUCCCUCGACGAUUUCCCAUUCCUCCCGUUAUUCAUUACAGCCAUUACCAUCAUCAUCAUUACUCUUGUCACCUUACUAACAACCUGCAGGCACAACCGGUCAUCAGCCUCCGACAAGAAAUUACCCCCGGGCCCAUGGAAGCUACCGGUGAUCGGGAACCUCCACCAUCUGAUCGUCGGGGAAGAUCUUCCUCACCGCCGCCUGAGAGAGCUGGCAGAGAAGCACGGCCGCCACAUCAUGCACCUCCAGCUUGGGGAGCUCUCCAAUAUCGUCAUCUCCAGCCCCGAGGCCGCGAGACAAGUCCUCAAACUCCACGACCACGCUUUUUCGUCGAGGCCGUACCUCCUCGCCGGCGACAUCUUGUUCUACGGCACCAAAGGCAUCGGCUUCACCCCCACCGGUGACCACUGGAGGCAUAUGCGCAAGAUCUGCGUGGGGGAGCUUCUCAGCCCCAAGAGAGUUCUUUCUUUCCGUCCCAUCAGGGAAUCCGAGGCCUCCAAGCUCGUCGGUCUUGUCCGCUCCCGGAGUGCCACCGGCGGAGGGAUCGAUGUUACCAUGCUGCUGGCGUCGGCGUCCAGCAGCUUCACUUUCAGGACGGCGUUCGGCAUGGUGAAGGAUUUGGAUGAGGCAACAUUCUCGAAACUUGUCGCUGAUAUUUCGGAUGCUGCCGGUGGAUUCAGAGUCUCCGAUCUAUUCCCUUCCCUAAAAUUCCUUCCAAGUCUGACUGGGUUUAGAGCUCAACUCACCAGGAUGCAUUUUGCUACUGAUGCGAUGCUUGAUGAUAUCAUCCAUGAACAUCAAGCCAAAAGAUUAGCUUCAAAAAUGCAAGCUAUCAACCGUUCUGAUGAAACCUAUAUCGAUUUGGUCGAUGUUCUUCUGAAUCUCUUGGAAAAUCCCCAAUUGCCGGAAAUCCCCUUGACAAUGGAGGCAACCAAAGCUGUCAUUUUGGAAAUAUUCUUGGAUGGUACUGAGACAUCAACAACGACACUAGAGUGGACCAUGUCAGAAUUGAUGAAAAAUCCAAAAGUGAUGCAACAAGUGCAGGAAGAAGUGCGGCGGAAGUUUCGUGAUAAAGACAACCCCAUUAGUGAAGACGGGCUUCAGGAAUUGAAGUACUUGGAUGCGGUCAUCAAGGAAAGUUUAAGAUUGCACCCGCCACUUCCAUUACUUCUUCCACGAGAAGGGAUAGUGAGGGCAGAAAUCGAUGGCUACGAUAUCCCCGCGAGAACUAGAGUCAUCAUUAAUGCUUGGGCUAUUGGAAGGGAUUCUCGUCAUUGGAAAGAACCAGAUAAAUUCUAUCCUGAAAGGUUUCUUGACGACUUCUCAACCGAUUACAAAGGGUCGGAUUUAAAGUUUAUCCCAUUUGGUUCUGGAAGGAGGAGCUGUCCUGGACUAACAUUUGGAAUGGCUGUUGUGAAACUCAUGCUGGCGAAUUUGCUGUAUCAUUUUGACUGGAAGCUUCCAGCCAAAAUGAAUCAUGAAGAUUUAGAUAUGAAUGAACGUUUUGGAGCAUCAGUAAGAAGAAAACACAAUUUGUGCUUGAUUCCAACGACAUAUGAUCCAUUAAUGCAUAACUAAGAGUGCAAAAAGUGUACUACUUGCUAUUUGGGAAAUAUAAAAAGAAAAUGACCUUGCAAGGCUGUUUUAUUUUUCAUUCUUGUAUAUUUUUUCCUAUAUCGCUUGAACUUUAUUUUUCCUUUCUUUAUUGAUAUUCCGAAGGAAAAGAAAAGACUAGUUUAUUCGACAAAAUAUGUCAUAUUGCUAUGUUUUUUGUGUAGUAGUUUUUCCUUAGUUACAGAGUUUUGAUAAGGAUGGGCCAGACUAUCAUGUCUCUCUACUAGAGGUAGUAAGAUUAGGUGUUAAAUGAGGUUUGUUAGCAGUCAAAUUAGAAAUGAUUUGUAGACAAGAUUAAGAUUGGUUACACUUUGUCUUCUAAGAGAGGAAGAAAAAUAAGGUGGAGAUGGAAAGUUUGAAGGAGAGGAAAAAUUUGAAGGGGGAGGAAAAUGUUGUUAGGAGGGAAAUGAGGAAAAAGUUGUUGAAAAAUGUGAUAAAUACGUUAUAUUACGAGGAAGUAAGAGUAAACAUGUGUAAAUGAUAUCUUUUAUAAAUGAAAAUAGUAGCAUAUAUUUUUUAACAUCAUUAUAACAUAUGAUAUCAAAUUACUCAAUUCACAAUCCCUCAAAAAAAACAAAAAUAUAUCAAGUCAAAGUGACUUCAUUAUAACAUGAUAGCAAAAAGAUAUUUCUCAAACAAAAGAAUUUGCUAUCACUUAACCUGAGUUGAUAUAUAUAACAACAUAAGCCUCUACAAGAUGAAUGUCUCGAGUUAGGGUCAUUGUAACGUCGAAUACUACUCUCGACUUCAAAGCAGGUAUAGGAUUUUUGUAGAAUUAUAUGUGCAAGCAAGUAAUGUUUAAUGAAAUAAAGGGAUGCAUUCUUAGUAUACACUUCAAUAAGGUUCAUAUCUUAUGAGGGAAAUUGCGAUGAAUCUUAUCUGGACGUGUGUGUAAAGUAAUAGCCACAAGUGGAAAUACAAUACCUUACGAAGUACAAACUACAAUUAUUUAGCCUGGGAAAAUGACAAGGAAGCAUGCAUCAGUCUAUGAAUAUUUUGACUUGUAAAAAAAAAAAAAGUCUUAUGAAUAUUUUUCAAACAAAGGUCCACCAAACAUAAUUGAAAAUAUAGAACCCAAUAAAAUAAUAAAUAGAACAGUAUAGUAUUCAUUUUAUUGGAUGACAUCAUUCAUUUUGAAUUUGGAUGUGUCCAUUAUAUUUGGCAUAAUACCAUUUAUUAGGAGUGUGAUGAUAUGCAUGAUGUUUGGGCUGAUGGGAUGGCAAUGGGUCGGGUUGGGCGCGGAUAGUGUAUAUCCGUUACCCUACCCAUAGUAGUUCGGGUUUUACCCAUACCCAUACCCACAUAUGAAAUGGGUAGAAAAUCAAAACCAUGCCCAUACCCGUUCGAGUUUCGGGUAUCCACGGUUAUCCAUGGGUAAUAAUUUCUCUUCAUAACUUCAACCAAAACCAUGCCCAUACUCGUUCGGGUUUCGGGUAUCCACGGUUAUCCAUGGGUAAUAAUUUCUCUUCAUAACUUCAACCAAUAUGUUAACAUUCAUAUGUAUUCUCACAUUACGUAAGAGGAAAAGUACGACAAUAAUUCAUUAGGAUGAAGAAAAUUAAUUAAAACCACACAAUUUCAUGAAAAUAUUAUAUUUAUAUGCUAAAUAUAAAAUAUGUUAGAGAAAAAUAUUGAUUAUUUCUAGACAAAAUACAUAUGCAUGUGUAUAAUCGGGCGGGUUCGGGUUGGAUAGUGAGAAACCCAUGCCCACCCAUUACCCGCAAUAUUCGGGUUCGGAUUUUACCCGUACCCACUAAAUGUCAUUCGGGUUCGGGUUUUACCUUACCCGAUUAGGCCGGAUUCGGGCGGAUAUCCACGGUUACAGAUAUUUUUGCCAUCCCUAGUUGGGAUGGUAUCCAUGAUCUUGGAUUACAUCAUUCACUUAUAGGUUGGAUGGUGUCUAUGAUGAAUGAGAUGGUACCAUUCAGAAUAAGGUCGGAUGGUGUCC